AUGAAAAAUCUCAUUGUUAUUUUGGCGUUUCUCAUAGUAUUUGCUUACGCAGAUACUCACCAAAGAAAUCUUAUUGUUGAUAUUAAUGACCAAAUUUUAAUAAAGACUUUUACUGAAACGUUCACAACCGAUUCGAUUCAGGAUUGCGGAAAACCUGAAGAUAUACUUCAUAUUACGUACCUUGAUAUAGCUCCUGACCCUCCUCAAAGAGGCCAAGAACUUAGUAUUGAUGCCGCAGGAUAUUUAACUGAAACUGUUGUGGAGGGUAGUUAUAUUGAAUUAACUGUCAAGAUGGGUUUGAUCAGACUUUUACAAAAGAAACUUGACUUGUGUGAGCAAGUCGAAAAAGUCAAUAAGGAAUGUCCUUUAGAAAAAGGAGAGCAAACUUUACAACAUACAGUUGAGUUGCCAAAGGAAAUUCCUCCGGGUAAAUAUACCGUUGAUGUCCACGUGUAUACACCAGAUCGAAGACCUAUCGCUUGUUUGAAGGCCACUGCCUUUUUCAGACCAUAA
Molecule: messenger RNA, 513 nt
Organism: Scutellospora calospora
Lineage: Eukaryota; Fungi; Glomeromycota; Glomeromycetes; Diversisporales; Gigasporaceae
Source: the annotation of a GenBank genome assembly